Molecule: messenger RNA, 640 nt
Organism: Aureobasidium subglaciale EXF-2481
Lineage: Eukaryota; Fungi; Ascomycota; Dothideomycetes; Dothideales; Saccotheciaceae
Exons: 1
Coding region: 85-537 (150 amino acids)
Source: RefSeq, a predicted model, not a curated record
GGCAUCGAUGUUUCCUAUCUUUUUCCCUCUAUUUUCUAAUGAUGAAGGAGCCAUGAUUGCUUAAGGCUUCUACUUUGACGGCGGAUGGUUUACACUGUAUCAAUACCACAUACCCAGCAUCUCAAUCCUUUGCACGCGCGUCGCUUUCCUGUCCAUGCCUCAACCACCUGUUUAAGAUUCAGGAGCACAAGAAGAGUUCAAUCGGCCCCUCUUUCCAACCCUCUUUGCCCAAAACUUUCCCAGCCGCUGUCCGGUCGCGUGUGUUUCACGCUGGGUUCUGGCUUUCUGGGCCCGCUACGUAACCUACGCGGCUGUCCAACCGUUCGAACGGUCGAUUGUCUCACUCUGCCGUGUGACAUCUCGCCUGCGUUGCGUGCCCUCUUCGCAUGCGCCACACUUUACGUCACAGUUGUGCCUGGGCUCACCACCCUUGCCCCAGAUCUACAACUUUGUCUGCCAGGUUUGCGGGACAAAAAGUCAUCCGUAUUGCAGGGGUGUGGUUUAUGCACAGUGAUGCUGCUUCUGGCGCAUUCUUGAGAAGAUGGGCAGUCUGGAUCCUUUUGCUUGCCAUCAUUGUUGGUUUGUGCUUUCUCUUUGGCUUGGUCCUUUGAGCUUCAGCAUCUUUUUCGAACUUGUGCUU